GGUGAGGGGCAGGAAAAAUUCAUCUCAUCGGUCAUUUCUGUUCUGGGAUGCUGUGAAAGGAGAAGGAGGGCCGAAAAGCCAGUCCACCGCAAUCCGACGAUCUGAUUCUGAACAACCAAACCAACGAAACUCAGACUUCGCUACCCCUCUCUCUAACUUUCUCUUCAAUUCGCGCACAGGGUUUUUCGUUUUCCUUUCGAUCCUCCUCAAUUUUGUUUCUGCUCUCUUACUCCUUCUACUCAACGAUCUCCAGGUGGGUUUGGUCGUUUACCAUUCCAAAUGUAUUAGAUAACCCCAGCCCCUCAGAAACAAGAUUGCAAAAGCUCGAUCUUGAUACGCAGACCUCUCUCUCAUCAUGGCGGUUGCUGAGAAUGUUGGCCCCAAAAUCGGCUCUCCAAGUCAAACUUUGGAUAAUACUAUGGUUUCCUCUGAUUCUAAUGAAGCCAAGGGUGUUGAAAAUCAGAAGCCUAAGAACGAUUCUACGGGUCCGAUGAAUGCAGAACCCGACUUUCAUCCCAACGGUAAUGAUCAGAAUAUUCACAAGAAGGCACAGCUUCAGGAGAGAGCAGCUGCGGCAACUUCUUUUACACUUCCUUCCAAUUUCAAGCCUCAAAUGGGUCAGAUGCCAAACGGGUUUGAAACUAAUGGGGUUAAGAACCAGCAGCUGAUGGUGAAGUCUGCUGCUGCUGCUGGUUAUGGAAUUAGUAUGUCUAAUGGAGUGAGAAAUGGACCUGAUGGAGGUGAAAACUUCAAAAGAGAUAUGAGGGAUCUGGAGGAUUUACUAUCCAAAUUGAAUCCCAUGGCUGAGGAAUUUGUCCCUCCUUCGCUGGCCAAAAGUUUUCCCGGUUACUUUGGCAGUGCGCUUGGGUAUACUAACGAGUUUCUAUUGCAAGCUAAUUCUGUCAACAACGACGGGCAUACUAAUCGAAGGAAGAAGAAUGGUUUUAGUCAAGGUAGACGGAGGAUGAAUAAUAAGAUGAAUGCAGUGAAGCGAGAUGAGAUGACUCGGAGGACAGUGUAUGUAUCUGACAUCGACCAGCAGGUGACUGAAGAACUACUUGCUACUGUCUUUGCUAGCUGUGGAGAGGUUGUUGACUGUCGAAUCUGUGGUGAUCCCAACUCCAUUCUUCAUUUUGCCUUUAUCGAAUUCACUGAUGAAGAGGGUGCAAGAUCUUCCUUGAAUCUUUCAGGCACAGUUCUUGGUUUCUAUCCAGUCAGAGUGCUGCCCUCAAAAACUGCAAUAGCACCUGUCAAUCCUGACUUUUUACCCAGGUCGGAUGACGAACGUGAGAUGUGCUCAAGAACUAUCUAUUGUACAAAUAUUGACAAGAAGGUUACUCAAGCAGAGGUUAAACUGUUCUUUGAAUCACUAUGUGGAGAGGUUCAGCGCCUUAGGCUACUUGGAGAUUACCAUCAUUCCACUCGUAUAGCAUUUGUUGAGUUUACAAUGGCCGAAAGUGCCAUUGCUGCUCUUAACUGCAGUGGAGUUGUCUUGGGUUCCCUGCCAAUAAGGGUGAGCCCAUCAAAAACCCCAGUUCGUCCUCGCUCUCCUCGUGCUCAGCUGAACUGAAUGAAUGAUCCCUGCAUCUAUCCCAUGUCGGCCUGGUGCGCCCGAUAGAUAUAUUUAUAUAU
Molecule: messenger RNA, 1632 nt
Organism: Momordica charantia (bitter melon)
Lineage: Eukaryota; Viridiplantae; Streptophyta; Magnoliopsida; Cucurbitales; Cucurbitaceae
Product: polyadenylate-binding protein-interacting protein 12
Molecular function (GO): RNA binding
Source: RefSeq, a predicted model, not a curated record